Molecule: messenger RNA, 1851 nt
Organism: Anoplophora glabripennis (Asian longhorned beetle)
Lineage: Eukaryota; Metazoa; Arthropoda; Insecta; Coleoptera; Cerambycidae
Product: tubulin alpha-3 chain
Exons: 7
Coding region: 86-1438 (450 amino acids)
Biological process (GO): microtubule cytoskeleton organization; mitotic cell cycle
Cellular component (GO): microtubule; cytoplasm
Molecular function (GO): GTP binding; structural constituent of cytoskeleton
Source: RefSeq, a predicted model, not a curated record
GAUCGUAUUCUGACUCACGGGUGCCGCAUUGCUGACAUCGAGUGAUUUGUCUUCGUCUCAAGCUCGCAGAACCGCCUGAUUUAAAAUGAGGGAAUGCAUCUCUGUCCACAUCGGCCAAGCUGGCGUCCAGAUUGGCAAUGCCUGCUGGGAACUUUACUGCUUGGAACAUGGCAUCCAACCUGACGGUCAAAUGCCAUCUGACAAGACCAUCGGCGGUGGAGACGACUCCUUCAACACCUUCUUCAGCGAAACGGGGGCCGGCAAGCACGUGCCCAGGGCAGUUUUCGUCGAUCUAGAACCCACCGUAGUCGAUGAGGUCAGAACCGGAACAUAUAGGCAAUUGUUCCACCCGGAGCAACUCAUCACCGGAAAGGAAGAUGCUGCCAACAACUACGCUCGAGGUCACUACACCAUAGGCAAAGAAAUCGUCGACGUCGUCUUGGAUAGGUUGCGCAAACUUGCUGAUCAAUGCACUGGACUGCAGGGAUUUUUAGUCUUCCAUUCCUUUGGAGGAGGUACUGGCUCAGGAUUCACAAGUUUGUUGAUGGAAAGACUCAGUGUUGACUAUGGAAAGAAGUCCAAGCUAGAAUUCUCAAUCUACCCUGCUCCACAAGUUUCUACCGCCGUAGUAGAACCAUACAACUCCAUUUUAACAACGCACACCACCCUAGAACAUUCUGACUGCGCUUUCAUGGUAGACAACGAGGCCAUUUACGACAUUUGCAGAAGAAACCUAGACAUCGAGAGACCCACUUACACCAACCUGAACAGGCUUAUCGGGCAGAUUGUUUCUUCCAUAACUGCAUCUUUACGCUUCGACGGUGCCCUGAACGUGGAUCUAACGGAAUUCCAGACAAAUCUGGUACCAUAUCCUAGGAUCCACUUCCCACUAGCCACCUACGCUCCUGUAAUCUCAGCCGAGAAAGCCUACCACGAACAACUGACAGUCGCCGAAAUCACCAACGCCUGCUUCGAGCCGGCGAAUCAGAUGGUUAAAUGCGAUCCUAGACACGGAAAAUACAUGGCCUGCUGCAUGUUGUACAGAGGAGACGUCGUACCAAAGGACGUGAACGCCGCUAUCGCCACCAUCAAAACCAAACGCACCAUCCAAUUCGUGGAUUGGUGUCCCACUGGAUUCAAGGUGGGCAUCAACUACCAACCACCCACUGUGGUGCCAGGGGGUGACUUGGCCAAAGUCCAACGCGCCGUGUGUAUGUUGUCCAAUACCACGGCUAUAGCCGAAGCCUGGGCCCGUCUGGAUCAUAAAUUCGACCUUAUGUACGCCAAGAGGGCCUUCGUGCACUGGUAUGUUGGUGAAGGAAUGGAGGAAGGAGAGUUUUCCGAAGCCAGAGAAGACUUGGCAGCGCUUGAGAAGGAUUACGAGGAGGUGGCUGUGGAUUCCAUUGAGGCCGAAGCUGACGAAGGCGACGAAUAUUAGUAUACCAAAAAUUAAGUGAUCUAUCCUGGCAGAACUGCAUUUAUACUCUGUCUUUUGUAAUUCCUUCAGAGGACUUAAGGCUAACAUCAAGUGUAGCUUUAUGUAUGUUUUAAAUACUGCUCUUUUAGAUUACCAAUGCAGCAUUUUCAGAAAGUUAUGCCCAUGCCGGUCUACUUGAUCAAUAAUUUUACGAUAUAAGAUGUUAGUCUUAGGCGCGAUAAUAUUAACAAAUUACACUAGGAUCGGGUGUUGAUGAGAAGCGGACUUAAUCUUAUUUUAAUUUAAAGCGUUUUUAUAAUUAUGUAUUAAUUUAUCGUACUUAUAAUCUAGUAACCAUUGUGCUUUCUGAUAAUACGAAUUUAAAUAUAUCUAAUAUUUACUGUGCACAAAUAUUUUAUAAAUUUUUGCAAUUA